Beta vulgaris subsp. vulgaris (sugar beet) is the source of this 3266-nucleotide messenger RNA. RefSeq lists its product as hypothetical. Bases 94 to 2898 code for a protein of 934 amino acids. The record is from RefSeq and is a predicted model, not a curated record. NCBI's taxonomy places the organism in Eukaryota, Viridiplantae, Streptophyta, Magnoliopsida, Caryophyllales, Amaranthaceae. The transcript has a single exon. Gene Ontology annotation, cellular component: intracellular membrane-bounded organelle.
UAUUUUCCUGGUCAAAACCAAUACAAUAGUCACUACUUACCAGAUACGCCAAAACCCUCCAUUUCUGUCGCUCAAACAACUCACAAACCAACAAUGAAAACUCCUCCAUUCUUCUUCUUCUCCAGCAGAAGAAGGGUUUAUUUCUCUCUCCUCAUUAUCUCUUUCUCCAACUUCUUCUUCACCCCAACUUCUUCUCGCAGCAUCUUCCCUUCUUUCCCCUUCUCAUCAUCUUACUCUCAACACUGCGCUCACAUCAUCCCUGAGUCAACGCCCACUCACCCUUUCUUCACCUCCCAAAUUCCUUCCUUUUACAGCGCUUACGUCAUCAAUGGCGAUCAAUUUCUCGGACCCAAUUCCCAAACCACUGCAAAUCUCAUCCCUCAGAAUGUUUUCAACACCUCCUCAAUUGGGGUCUUCAGACUCCAAGCUUCAAUGUCUUUCAGAAUUAAUUGGUCCUGGUAUCGGAAUCGAAGGAAUUUGUUCAAUGUUCGUGGCGGCACCCGGUUUCGGGGUUUUCCCAGGAGUAUGAGGUUUCAGCUUUCUGGGUAUUGGAAUUCAUUAUCUGGGCAACUUUGUUUGGUGGGAUCAGGGACUAAUAGAAGGGUUGCUGGUAAGAUUUUGCAUUUUGAUGUUGUUUUUAAGUCUAUUUAUCCUAGUACUACUGUUAUUAAUUCUAGUUUGAUUACUGGAACUAUGGAGAGCUUGAAUUCUGAGGGUAGUGAGGGUUAUUUUAAGCCUAUUUCAGUUAUGAGUUUUGCUAAGAUUAAUUAUGAAUAUACAUUGAUUAAGAAGGAGAUUCAAGGUGAAGUUGAUAGUGUGGAUGAUAAUAAUGUUGAUACUUCUUUGGUUAAUGUGAUGGGAAGGUCUGGAAGUUGUUAUCAAUUUUCGAACUUAGAGGACUAUUUUGAGUUAGGGUAUAAGAUGGAUUGUGAUGGUAGGAAUUGUAGUUGGAUUGAUGGGGUUCUUGAGUUUUUGCCGAGAUUUAUGUCGUUGAAUGAGAUCGAUUGUUCGGGGCAUAAGAUGGUCCGGGUUUCAUUUGGUUUUUCGAAUGCUAGUGAUAUUCGUAAUGGUUUUCGCCAGCCAUUGGAUCCUUAUAGGACAUUGGUUGCUGAGGGAGCAUGGAAUGCAGGAAAGAAUCAGCUUUUCUUUGUUGCUUGCCGGAUCUUGAAUUUUACAAAGAAUCCAUUGAAUGCUACUAUUGGUGAUUGCUCGGUUAGGAUAAAUUUUACAAUUGCUGAUUCUUUGUCCAUUAGAGAUUCGAGUGUGAUAACUGGGCAUAUUUGGAGCAUCAAGAGUGUAGAUGAACCUGGUUACUUUGAUAAAAUCGAAAUUCAGGCUUCUGGAUCUAGGAGAGCAGCUCUUCCAGACAUGAAAUACAAGUAUACUGAGAUCGAGAGAGCGAAAAAAAUUUGUGAAGAAAAGAGAGGCAGUAAACAGAAAGGAAAGAGUUACCCUGAUCCCUACUCUUCAGAUAUGAAAUUUGACAUGGAAGUGAAAAAUAGCAAGGGAAAGCGAGCCUGGGGAAAGGCCUACCCUGUGUUUGUUGGCGAUCGUUUUGUGCAGGAUAUAUAUCCAUAUUACCAUUCUCGACUGUUACCGAGUCCUAAACCUUCUGUGAAUAAUACUUACCAUGGCUCUCUAAAUGUUGCCUAUCGGAUAAGUUUUUCUCCUAAAGAUGAAUUUAAGGUGGGUGGUAGAUCAUUCUCAAGUAAUGAAACAUUACAGAUAUCUGCUGAAGGGAUAUAUGAUACUGAAGAUGGACACCUUUGUAUGGUAGGCUGUUGGAAUCUUAAAAAUGAUGAAAAUGCAGCCCUGAAUACGAGUAAACUUGAUUGUGAUACUUUUGUCAAUAUUCAUUUCCCUCCCCGUGAUUCGAAGGCUAAAGAAGUAGUAAAGGGGACUAUUGAAAGCAAACGUGAAAAUUCAGACCCUUUGUACUUUGACCAUCUGGAUCUUUCCGCAACUUCACUUACAACAAUCCAAGUAGACCGUGCUUUUUGGAGGAUGGAUUUCGAGAUUACUAUGGUUUUGAUUUCUAACACCCUAGCAUGCAUCUUUGUUGGGUUGCAGCUAUUUCAUGUGAAAAGGAAUCCGGGUGCUCUUCCAUUUAUUUCAGUUGUAAUGCUCGUUGUAAUCACCUUAGGACAUAUGAUUCCCUUGCUUUUGAAUAUGGAAGCAGUUUUCUUGUCUAGUCCGAGCAAGAGAACCAUGCUUUUUGGAAGUGGUGGAUGGCUUGAAGUAAAUGAAGUUUUAGUCAGGGUCAUCACAAUGGUUGUAUUUCUUCUAGAGGUUCGUCUCCUACAAUUGACAUGGUCUGCAAGAGGUGGUGAUGAUGAUAGCACGAAAUCCUUGUGGGAAUGUGAAAAGAAGGUUAUAUAUUACACUUUACCCCUAUAUGCAUUUGGGGCUCUGGUUGCUUGGUUUAUACAACUAUUGAGGGGUUCAUCAAAUGCACCAUUGCGGCAUCUCAGUAUAAACUCAAACCCCUCCCUUCCAUUCUGGCAUGAUAUGAAGUCAUAUGCUGGUUUCAUUCUUGAUGCCUAUCUUCUCCCCCAGAUAAUGUUCAAUGUAUUCUCUGACUCAAAGGAAAGGGCUCUUGCUGUUCCUUACUAUAUAGGGACAACAGUUGUUCGGCUGCUGCCACAUGCUUAUGAUAUGUUCAGGACUCAUAGCUCAACGUCAAGCUUUGAUCCAUGGUACAUAUAUGCAGACCCAAGGAUGAAUUUCUACUCCACUACAUGGGAUAUCCUCAUUUCCUGUUUUGGUUUGCUGUUUGUCACCGUUAUAUUCUUGCAGCAGUGGCUUGGUGGGCGGUGGGUACUUCCAAAGAGAUUUAGCAAAAUUGUCCAAUAUGAAAAAGUGCCUACCGAAUUGCAGAUGGGGGAACAAGUGAUAUGAAGCAAUGUUCAUAACACAUUAAGCUUAGCAUGUUUCGUGGAACUUUUUCGGCCCCUGUUGCUGGGGAAUAUUCAGACCACUUUGAAUACUACAGUCCUGAAUACCAAGGCAAAGUCUGGUAUAAAACUGCUUCACUAUAACAUAUACAUAAUGUGAGACUGGAGCGGUGAAUUCCAUUUUUUGGGAUAAACUUUCUUGCGAUUUUGAGGUGAUUCUCAAUGUCUUAAAAUUAGUGUGAGGCAAUCUCACGGAACACGUAUUUGCUGUACCAGGAGCAUUUGUUGACUACUUGAAGUAGAGAUUUAUAUCAGAUAGUCAUUGUACAAAGUGUUUAGGUUCUUGUUCCUGUGGUUAGGCUUUUGUUGGUC